AGCUAACAGAGUGUCUUUGAUGGCGUUAUCAUAUGUUUCUCUUCCACACUUGCUUUGUGCGACAACGCCAUCGAACCCAAACUCCAUCACUGUAAAAUUCAAACACUGUCGCAAAGCUUUGACUUCUACUUCCUCACCACUCUUCUUCCGUUCCAUUCCGAAUCCAUUUUUCAACGUUCGAGUUCCGCGGGCCAUUGGGCCUGAUGGCAAGUUUUACCCAAGCCCGGCCGACGACGACCCACCGGAGGCAGCUGAAGAUUCCUCUCACGGCUUCUCCACGUUCCAGCAAAUUCAGCGCCAAGCCGACCGCGCGCGCCAACUUCAAGAAGAAGAUUUCAAGAAGAACCAAUCCACUUACCUUGCGGCCAUCGCCGACGUCGAAGAUGCUCCCGACGGGGAAGCUCCCGACGACUCACCCGCGGAGGAUUUGUUCGGCGAAAUCGACAAAGCCAUCGCGCUCAAGCGCAAAGAGUUCGUUCGCCAGGGGCUUCUCGAACCUAAUCCCAGGAAAGAGCAACAACUCUCCGUCGCCGUCGGCGAAGACCUUCAACCUGAGGAGGUCGUUGAUUUGGAGGAGAUUGAACGCCUCCAGGGACUCACAGUUCUUUCCGACGAUAUUCCCGGCGAAUUCGACGACGGAGGAAACGGAAAUGGAGGUAUGAAACCUGCGUCUCCAUUCGAAAUUGAUUUUGAAAGUUACGGAAAAAGUAGGGCUAGGAUUGUGGAAGCUAGGUUUAGGAUGAGUUUGGCUGAGCUUUUAGAUGAGAGUAAGGUGGUGCCCGUCUCUGUGUAUGGUGAUUUGGAAGUUGAAAUCACUGGGAUUCAGCACGAUUCUAGGAUUGUUACUGCUGGUGAUUUGUUUGUUUGUUGUGUUGGGCAAAAAACCGAUGGGCAUUUGUUUUUGUCUGAGGCUGAUAAGAGAGGUGCAGUUGCUGUUGUAGCUAGUAAAGAGAUCGACAUUGAGGAUACUUUGGGUUGCAAGGCUUUGGUUAUUGUGGAAGAUACUAAUGCUGUUCUUCCUGCCUUGGCUGCGUCGUUUUACAAGUAUCCUUCCAAGAACAUGGCUGUUAUUGGGAUAACUGGGACUUAUGGCAAAACGACUACCACCUAUUUGAUCAAAAGCAUGUAUGAAGCGAUGGGGCUGCGCACUGGGAUGUUUAACUCGGUUGCUUCUUAUGUUCAUGGGGAUAAUAAAUUGGACUUGCCUAACAUGGCCCCUGAUGCUGUUUUGGUUCAGAAUUUGAUGGCAAAAAUGCUUCAUAAUGGAACUGAGGCAGUGGUCAUGGAGGCAGCUUCUCAUGGGUUGGGUCAGGGAAAGUACGAGGAGGUUGAUUUUGAUAUUGCGAUUUUCACUAAUUUGAGUCAGGAGGGUGAUGGAGAAGCACAGGCUAAACUGUUCUCGAGAAUGGUGGAUCCUGAGCGGCACAGGAAGGUUGUUAACAUUGAUGAUCCCAGUGCACAGCUGUUCAUGUCACAGGGGAAUCCAGGAGUUCCGGUUGUGACAUUCGCCUUGGAAAAUAAGAACGCAGAUGUUCAUCCCUUGAAGUUUGAACUCUCCCUGUUUGAGACACAGGUGUUGGUUAAUACACCCACGGGGAUACUUGAAAUUUCAUCGGGUUUGCUUGGAAAGCAUAAUAUUUACAACAUUCUUGCUGCUGUGGCAGUUGGCAUUGCUGUUGGUGCACCCUUAGAGGACAUUGUUAGAGGGAUUGAAGAGGUUGAUGCAGUUCCUGGCAGGUGUGAGUUGAUUGAUGAGGAACAAGCUUUUGGGGUGAUAGUGGACUAUGCUAGUAGUCCUGAUGCAUUAUCUAGGUUGCUUGAUUCUGUAAGGGAGCUUGGACCUCGCAGGAUUAUAACUGUCAUUGGUUGCUGUGGUGAGGAUGACAGGGGGAAGAGACCUGUCAUGACCAAGAUAGCAACAGAAAAAAGUGAAGUGACUAUGCUGACAUCUGACAAUCCCAAGAAUGAAGAUCCUUUGGAUAUAUUGGAUGAUAUGUUAGCUGGGGUAGGAUGGACAAUGCAGGACUACCUGAAAUAUGGAGAGAAUGACUACUAUCCACCUCUUCCAAAUGGUAAUAGGCUUUUUCUCCACGACAUUAGGAGGGUAGCUGUGCGAGCUGCAGUUGCAAUGGGAGAGGAGGGGGAUGUGGUUGUUGUCGCUGGCAAAGGCCAUGAAACAUAUCAAAUAGAAGGUGAUAAGAACGAUUUCUUUGAUGAUCGAGAAGAGUGCCGAGAGGCAUUGCAGUAUGUCGAUGAGCUUCACCAAGCUGGAAUAGAUACAAGUGAAUUUCCAUGGCGGUUACCAGAGAGUCAUUGAUUCUAAAGGAUGUGGUGAUAAGUAUUGAUUACUGCGUUACUUGCUCGCUGUGUACAAAUCGAGCAAAAGGGCCUUUCCAUGAUCGAAGGGCUCUCUUUCUUUGGGAGAACAUUGGAAACAACCAGGAAAAAAUGGCCUUCUCAGUUUGAGUGGCAAUAGCUUUCAGAUUCCAGCCGAAAAUUGCAAGGUCGGCAUAGUACAGUUUAUCCAACCGUAUAUUUUGUUUAUACAAAUGUAGUCAUAUUCUUUUUCCAGGCCUCUAUUGUCCUUUCCACUGUAAUUCUACGUCCUCUAACUAAAUUAUUGAAAAGUGAUGCAAUAGUCAGCUUCCUCUUACCAAAUUCAAGUCUUUAUUCUUAGAUUAAGAUAGUUUCUAUACGCACUUUCUUCCUACACAGCUACGUGUCCGCGUUAUUUAUGAUAUGUCUUGUGAGUUUGUGUAUCAAGUUCAUGUAUUUUCUCUUCGAUUAAUUAUUUUUAUCUUUUUUAAAAUCAAUACAUAAAUUUAGACAUG
Messenger RNA from Abrus precatorius (Indian licorice), 2831 nucleotides. Its product is annotated as UDP-N-acetylmuramoyl-L-alanyl-D-glutamate--2,6-diaminopimelate ligase MurE homolog, chloroplastic. The transcript is spliced from 5 exons. Gene Ontology annotation, molecular function: acid-amino acid ligase activity; ATP binding. Gene Ontology annotation, cellular component: cytoplasm. Bases 20 to 2317 code for a protein of 765 amino acids. The record is from RefSeq and is a predicted model, not a curated record. Gene Ontology annotation, biological process: regulation of cell shape; biosynthetic process; cell division. NCBI's taxonomy places the organism in Eukaryota, Viridiplantae, Streptophyta, Magnoliopsida, Fabales, Fabaceae.